Messenger RNA from Pelagomonas calceolata, 1428 nucleotides. The record is from the annotation of a GenBank genome assembly. Lineage: Eukaryota; Pelagophyceae; Pelagomonadales; Pelagomonadaceae.
AUCGAGGAUGCGCAUACGUACAGCUCGAAGCCUUCGUCUGCUAAGCCGACUCACGUGGUUUCUAUAAACAGUUUUGGCUGCGCGCGCGGCCACACGCAGUCGUAGCUAUAUAGAUAAGCACAUAGAGCAGUACCAUAGGCUUUGCAGGCUAGCACAGCUCAGGCACGGCAGCUACGAGAACGUAACACGCGACGCUCGUAAAAGACACACAGCAACCACAUGGCCGCCGCGAAAUCCUCCGCGGACCGGCACGCGUCGGACACAGCCGUCGACACGGUCUGGCCCGAUAGAACGCAAUCACCACCGACCACGCCGUCGACACCGGACACUCCAGCAAGAGAACAAGAACGCCUCGCGCACCUGCGCACGAAGGCCGCGCGGGCCUACGCGAGUUAUGAUCCGAAGCACUGGACCAGCCACAUCGUCACGACGCGCGGCCGCAGCGGCCACCACGUCUGGCAGCCGUUAUUGUGGGUGUUGCUCGUGUCGAUCUUCGCGGCCUGGAGCGCGCAGAACGCGGAGAAGCUCGGCGUGUCGCAGCGGCGCUGGAACAAAUGGUUGCUGAAGAUCGAGCCCGUCGAAGCGUUAUUGCGGCUCGUCAUGUCCUUUUUGCUCGUGUUUCGACUAGGUAGAAGCGCCCAGCGCUACUGGGAAGCCCGACAGAAAGCAGGAGCAUUAAUCGAAGUGUGUCGAGUGAUCGCGUCGACGGCCUGCGCGCACAUGGUCUUCGGCGACGAUCUUCGAAGGGUGGAGCAUCGCAUGCACUGGCCCAAGGCACCACCCUCAACGGAAGAGAAGGACGAGGUCUGGAUGAGCACGACGUGCAGUCCGGCGUCGGCGAUCUGUCGGUGGGUCGUCGUUUUUCCGAUCGCGGCGAAGAAUUACUUGAGGAGCGAAGGCGGUGAUCCGAAGGAGCUCGACGGACUGUUAUCCACGGGUGAAGUGGACGAGUUAUUUGCGGCCCCGAACCAGUGCCUCUACGUCCUAGAUACGAUGCGCGGCCUGUCGGCCUCGUGGGCGGCCAAAGCCGUACACAAUGGUGCUUGCGCGGAAGUGGUAGCACAGGUCUUCGGGGCCCUGACGCGGCAAAUAGAUCUGCUGACGGGGACGUUUGGAGGCAUGGAACGGAUAAACAACACGCCGCUGCCCUUUGUGUAUGUUUCUCAUUUGAGAACGUCCUUGACGGUCUACCUAACUCUGGUACCGAUUGUUUUCGCGCCUAUUUGGUUGUGGGCGACGCCGCCUUUGACACUAAUCGUCGCGUGGGCGUUGUUAGGUAUUGAGGCGGCGGCCGUGGAGUGCGAGCGACCGGUCCGAGGCUGCGCGAACCACAUGCCCCUCGAGGCUUUUUGUGCGGUCGUCGCCGACAACGUGCGCCAGACGCUCCAACACUCCGCGAGCAUGGGGGCAAAAUUAAGGAGUAGAUAG